AUGUCGGACUCGCCCAAGAAGGCCACGAUCGUCAAGGAGAGCUGGGACGAGCCGCUCCCGAACGAGACCAAGACCAAGACCCAGACCUCUGCCGGUAGUACCAGUAACGCCGGCCGCGCCACCGACGACGCCGUCGACGAUUCGGAGGACCUGCCCGACGACUUUGCCGAGGUCCAGAAGACCAUCAGCGGCGAGCGCCGACGCCGCCAGAGCAAGCACAUCAAGGGCAUCCAGGACCUGCUGUCCUUCCCCUUCUCGCCCAACAUCCGCCCGCUGACCAUCUCGGACCUCGAGAGCUGCAUCGGCCUCGAGGAUGCGGCGUUUGCCAACCCGGCGCAUCGGUGCUCGCGGGAGAAGUUCGAAUACCGUCUUGGAGUAUGCCCAGAGCUGUGCCUUGGUGUUUUCUGCACCGUUAUUCCUGGCAAGGCCAAAGGCUUCGAGAUUAACACUCUCCGCACAGCCCACCCAGUCGAGACAGGCCGCAAAGAUGGUGCUGUGAGCGUCAUGAUGGCUCACAUCAUAUCAACGAGGUCGAACGAGGAGUUGGUGACGGACCAAGCCAUGGACUACCCUCGGGACUUCAAGACCCGGGAGCCCAACACGGCGGGCCUAGGUCACCAAGAGACCGGACGAACCAUCUGCAUCCACUCCCUUGCGGUUGAUCCGAAGCUUCAGGGUUGUGGCAUGGGCAAGCUGAUCAUGAAGGCAUACCUGCAACAGGUCAAGAACUCUAAUCUGGCCGAUCGUCUCUCGCUCAUUGCGCAAGGGUACUUGGUCAACUACUACAAGAGAUUCGGCUUCAAGCAUGUCGGACCGAGCAAGGCCUCCUUCGGUGGUGGAGGUUGGCAUGAUAUGACAUUCGAACUAGGUGGUUCGCCACCCAAGCAGAACGAUUGA
This is a messenger RNA of Anthostomella pinea, 897 nucleotides long. The record is from the annotation of a GenBank genome assembly. NCBI's taxonomy places the organism in Eukaryota, Fungi, Ascomycota, Sordariomycetes, Xylariales, Xylariaceae.